AUGACGGUACCACAGAUCCCCGAUAUGCACUUACUUGCAUACCGUCAUCAUAUGUAUGUUCAAGGAACCAAUGAAGCCACUUGGUGCAAAUAUUUCCCGGCCACUCUCAAAGGAGUAGCGUCUAAAUGGUUUGAGCAAUUACCCCCAGGGUCAAUUGCCUCUUUCAACGAACUGCAAACCCUGUUCUCCACCAGGUUCAUGGCACACAAGGAAAGGAAAAGCAGUAUGCACUUGGGACGAAUUCAACAGGGGAAGGAUGAUUCAGUGAGAAGCUAUGUGAAACGCUUCAACCUAGAGGCCGGACAAAUCCCAGAUUUGCCGGACGGCGUCUCCUUCGACAAUUUUAUCAGAGGACUGAAGAAGGGAUCCUUUAAGUUUGACCUAGUCAAGAAAAGUGUAAGGACUAUGGCUGAGGUUUUAGACGAGGCCGAAGCAUUUAUCCAUGCAACAGAAAUAUGCAGCGCGUCAAAAGAUGGAAGGAUUGGAGAAGCAACAGAUUCCUCAGGGAAGAAAGACAAGAUAGACAGAAAAUCCCCACGAGUAAAUGACGUCGGAACCAGGUAUGACCUUGAACGACCUUUCCCCAUGAAGUCUCCUGCUGAGAGUCGAGACCCUAAGUUAUAUUGCCAGUUCCAUGAAGACAUAGGGCAUGAAACCAAAAACUGCAGAAGCCUGAAGAGAGCUCUAGACGGCCUAGCCUCUAACGGACAUCUCAAGAACUACUUACAGAGGAAUGCUCACGGCUCUGGGAAGAGCCAGUACAAAAAGAACAAGUCACAUGUCUCACCUACGGAGGGAAAUCACAGUGAAGGGGGGUUUGUAGCCGUCAUAUCUGGGGGACCGGCCGCUGGAGGAACCACCAUGAGGGGACUGAAAGAUUAUGCUCGCCGCCUAGGGUAG
Molecule: messenger RNA, 900 nt
Organism: Spinacia oleracea (spinach)
Lineage: Eukaryota; Viridiplantae; Streptophyta; Magnoliopsida; Caryophyllales; Amaranthaceae
Exons: 2
Coding region: 1-900 (299 amino acids)
Source: RefSeq, a predicted model, not a curated record